Messenger RNA from Erythranthe guttata (spotted monkey flower), 1905 nucleotides. Its product is annotated as cytochrome P450 76T24. The record is from RefSeq and is a predicted model, not a curated record. NCBI's taxonomy places the organism in Eukaryota, Viridiplantae, Streptophyta, Magnoliopsida, Lamiales, Phrymaceae. Gene Ontology annotation, molecular function: monooxygenase activity; iron ion binding; oxidoreductase activity, acting on paired donors, with incorporation or reduction of molecular oxygen.
UGCAGCUCAGACUCUCACCAUUGAAGAGCAAAAAAACAAUAACAAAACUAAAGAAAUCAUCAUUUCAUUUCUUCUAUCCCUCCCAUGGAUUUUCCAACAUUUCUUCUGGUUGUCUUAUCCAUCAUUUGGAUAUCUACCAUGAUUCUUACUUUCAAUUCCAGGGCCCGAAAGUCAUCCAAACUCCCUCCAGGCCCGAAUAGAUUCCCCAUAAUAGGCAACAUCCUCGAAAUCGGGCCGAAACCCCACAAAUCACUCGCCAAAUUAGCAGCCAAAUACGGGCCGGUUAUGUCACUAAAACUCGGUACACUAACAACAGUAAUCAUCUCCUCCCCCAAAGCUGCAAAAGCAGUGCUUCAAACACACGAUUUAAUCUUUUCCAGCAGAACAGUUCCCUGCGCCGCCGAAAUCCUCAGCCACCACGAAUCCUCCAUUGCGUGGCUUCCCGCCGAGAAUCGAUGGCGGAAGCUCCGAAAAUUAUGCCAAGAGCAGAUGUUUUCCGUCGCCAGGCUGGACGCCAGCCAGAAUUUGAGGAGAGAGAAGCUGCGGAAGCUCCGCGGCUACGUCGGAGCCUGCUCCGAAACGGGCCGGGCCGUGGAUAUCGGCGACGCCGCAUUCACGACGGCACUGAAUUUGAUGUCGGCGACUCUUUUCUCGUUAGAAUUCGCGCCGGAGUUCGAUUCUGAUUCGUCGCAGGAGAUGAAGGACGUUGUUUGGGGGGUGAUGAAAUGCGCCGGUAGACCGAAUUUUGCGGAUUAUUUCCCCAUUCUUAAACCGGUCGAUCCUCAGGGAAUCCUCAAAGAAGCAAAGAUUUAUUUCCAGAAGCUGUUUGUUAUUUUUGAUGGGAUAGUUGACGAUAAGUUAAAAUCUGGGGGUGAAAGUGGGAAAGAAGAUUUGUUGGAGGCCUUGAUUGAAAUUAACCGAAGGGAUGAGAAUGAAUUAACCAAAAAUGAGAUCAAACAUCUCCUGCUGGAUUUAUUCCUAGCUGGAACGGACACCACAAGUGGAACAGUGGAAUGGGCGAUGGCGGAAUUACUAAAACACCCUCAUAAAAUGUGUCGUGUCAGACAAGAAAUCAGAGACACCGUUGGAGAAAACAUAGAAGUUGAAGAAUCUGACAUCGCCCGGCUCCCCUACCUACAGGCGGUGGUUAAAGAGACGUUCCGCCUCCACCCCACCGGCCCUUUGCUGGUGCCCCACAAGGCCAACGCCGACGUUGAAAUCAACGGCUACAUCGUCCCAAAAAACGCGCAGGUCCUCGUGAAUGUGUGGGCGAGUGGCAGAGAUCCCGACACGUGGCAGGACGCGGAAUCGUUCUCGCCGGAGAGGUUUAUGGAUGCCCGGCAGAUAGAUUUCAGGGGGAAAGAUUUCGAGCUGAUUCCGUUCGGAUCGGGGAGAAGGAUUUGCCCGGGUUUGCCGUUGGCUUAUCGAAUGGUGCACCUCAUGUUGGCGAAUUUGGUCGGAAGUUUUGAAUGGAGGUUAGAUGGAGAUUGUAAGGAAGUUGACAUGGAUGAUAAAUUUGGACUCACUCUUCAAAAGGCCAUACCUCUAAAAGCUGUUCCUAUGAAACUAUAGAGUCUAAUAAGCAUGGAAAUAAGGUUGUUUGAUGUUUGAGUACUUGGUACACUCGAGCAUUUUAUGUUUAUAUAUAUAUAUAUAUAUAUAUAUAUAUAUAUAUAUAUAUAUAUAUAUAUAUAUAUAUAUAUAGUUACGCUAAUAUUCCAAUUGUGAAAUUCUUUAUUGUAAACCAAAGGGCUCUUUUGCUUUUGUGGUAAGGAUUAGUAUGUUAGUAUAGAUCAGAUAGAUUUGUGGUGGAGAUGAUUAUGUAAUUUUGCUAUCCUCUUGUUUGCUUUUUUUGAGUAUAUUUGUGUUGAUAAAUUAUUCACACGUUUGUUUUGUGUGAGAUGA